AUGAAGGUUCUCUUAUCCUUGGAGCUUGCUAUAUCAGCAAUUAUAUUUUUCUCCAUUGCUCUUGCGAGUCCUCACGCUUCAAACAAGAUCCAAAAACGCGCAGCAAUCACAAUUCAUGAUCGUCCCGCAGUUCCGCACAAUGCCACUCUCCAUCAGCGCAAUAGUUUCAAGAGCUACGGAGGAUGUUCCAAAAAGUACGGAGGCUCCACAGGAGAAAACAUCAUCAAAUCCGGUUAUCGGGAUAUGCUUCAAAUGACAGGAUUGGUCAAUCCCUUCCUUACCAACCGUUUCCUUGGAAUACCCUACCAAGCAGCGGCGGGGGUCAUGGAGAAAAGGUUUUUCGGGGAUGUACCCAAAAGCAAUGAAAAGCGAGAUCAAAUUAAGACAAUCUUCCGUAACGCAGCAAACUGGUACCCGUGGUCUUGGGAUUACUUUGACUGGCGGGGCGAUAAGAUAGAAGUGUUUUGCGAACAGGAUCAACCAAAUCCGUAUCAAAAUGUCAGAUGCGGCAAGCAAGUUGACGGUGGUGAAAAGCCUAUAGCUGCAUACGCACUCAGUCUGGGGGGAAAGGCGCAAAUCAUUUUUUGUGCGCCUUUCUUCUCAAAUGUGGCACUGAACGAAAAGCAAUCAGAGAUAGAGAAGAAUCCAGACUUGAAGAAGAAAUUGCCAUGGUUCCGGACUCGAGCUCACGUUGUUUUUCACGAGAUGACUCACUUGCAUAUUAUGGGGUACACCGACGUAAUUGAUAUGAACCAAAAUCCUUAUGAUCAAACUGGACGUCGCGUUUACGGCGCGGAGUUGGUGGAGGCGUUUGCCAAAAGAUUUCCUCAAUACACCCAUAAGAAUGCUGAUACUUACGCAUGGUAUGCAACUGCAAUGUGGUUUCGACAGUUCUGGGGGGAUCCAGACCCAACCCCACGCCGACCAGUGCCCAUUGGAGGAGAGCCAGAUCCCUUGCCACAACCGGAAGAAUUUACAGAUGAUUUCUAUAACGAUGGCAGGACUCCCACUGAUGGCGAGACUAGCAAUCCGAAUCCGACUUUACACAGUUACCAAGAAAUCUCUGACGACGAAGCGAUCGCGUUUUCCGCUGGUGAUUACACUCCUUUCGGAUUUUUAGGGGGGAAGAAGCUCAGAAUUCUUCCACUUGGAGACUCCAUCACUUAUGGUUUCAAAAGCUCUGACGGUAACGGGUACCGGCAAGCUUUGAAAACCAUUCUCGAAGGAACGGGGAAUACGGUUGAAAUGAUAGGUACUGUACAAGCUGGGACGAUGGCCAAUAACAACAACGAGGGUCAUAACGCUGCCACUAUUGACCAAGUUGCUACAUACACGGGCGCUUACGGACAGCGACCAAAUGUGAUCUUACUUCACGUGGGAACUAAUGAUCUCAACCUUCAUCUUGAUCCGUCAUCUGCACCGCAGCGAUUGGAUUCGCUCGUUGAGAAACUAAUUUCUGCUUGUCCCGAUGCAACAAUCAUCGUUGCAAGAAUCAUUCCAUCGACGGAUUCCGGCCUUGCAUCUCUAAUUUCGGAAUACAACAAGGCCAUUACGGAAAGAAUGAGAGACCGAGCUUUGCGGAGAGAACAAAAUGUUAUCAUUGUUGACAUGCCUUCUGGUGUGCGAGUUCAGGAUAUGGCCGAUGGAUUGCACCCAAGCGACGCAGGAUACGACAAGAUGGCCGUUAAGUGGGCAAUUGCUUUGACGGCAGCCAACUCAAUGGGUUGGGUUCAAGAUCCAGUAGCACCGACGGAAGUCUCUGUUCCAUCAGCCCCAUCUUGCGAACGCGAGGUAUGGUGGAUGCCGCAGGGUGAAAUUGCAAGUGGCGGAGGCUUGGGAGCUAACACAUGGCUCAGUUCGUCCUGCACUCUCAAUGCACAAACUCAACUCUGCAAUUGUCAAAAACAGGAAGUGCCUUUGACUCAGGAGCUAUUCCAAUCCACCAAGAAAUGCGACAUCGAAAUGGUGAAAUCUCCUACUGCUACCGCCGUUCAUUUUGCUGAUUUGAACGGCGACGGUAGAGUAGAAUACCUUCAUGUUGACAGUAUAGGAGCUGUGACAGCAUUCCUUAAUCUUGGAUCUCCUAAUCAAGGAGGAGAAGCUGGCAAAGUUACCUGGCUUCCUCAAGGCACGAUUGCCACGGGUGUUGGAGGCACACGUGGAAGCGUACAGUUUGCAGACAUCAACGGCGAUGGUAGAGCGGAAUACCUUUGGGUUCACGAAGAUGGAAGCGUCGACUGCUGGCUCAAUCUCGGAGGCCCUGAUAACGGCCCAAACGCUGGGAAGGUCGGUUGGCUACCACAAGGCACAAUUGCAACCGGUAUUGGCAAAGAUGGAGCGGGAGUACGCUUCGCCGACAUAAACGGAGAUGGCAGAGCGGAAUAUCUUUAUGUAUAUGAGGAUGGGUCUGUGGAAGCUUAUCUGAACGCCGGUGGCCCUGACAAUGGUCCAAAUGCUGCAAAAGUAAUCUGGUUGCCACAGGGAAAGAUCGCAACAGGUGUCGGGAUGGGAAGAGAGAAUGUCAUCUUCGCGGACGUGAAUGGCGAUAAGCGAGCCGAUUAUCUUGCGGUUUCCCGGACAGACGGUAGUGUCAAAUUGUGGCGAAAUGGUGGGCCGUUGGACAAAGGCUCGAAUGACGCAAAAGUAGUCUGGAUAGAACGUGGUACCAUUGCAACUGGAGUUGGAACGAACGGGAAGGGAGUGCAGUUUGCGGACUUGAAUGGGGAUCGAAGGGCAGAGUAUAUGGAUGUUGCCUACGAUACCUCAGCUGUUAAUGCCUGGUUAAAUGGUUGCUAA
Glarea lozoyensis ATCC 20868 is the source of this 2796-nucleotide messenger RNA. RefSeq names its product SGNH hydrolase. The record is from RefSeq and is a predicted model, not a curated record. Gene Ontology annotation, molecular function: metallopeptidase activity; phosphatidylcholine lysophospholipase A1 activity. The transcript is spliced from 8 exons. Lineage: Eukaryota; Fungi; Ascomycota; Leotiomycetes; Helotiales; Helotiaceae. The coding region runs from base 1 to 2796 and encodes 931 amino acids.